AUGCGAGAUAUUCGGGCACGGAUCAUCGGUAAAAUGGCGGAAGUAUGUGUAAAUACGGAGAAACGAAAAGAGAAGUCUCGAGAUGCCGCACGAUGUCGGCGCAGCAAGGAAUCAGAGGUCUUUGUGGAGCUGGCCAGUUGUCUGCCCCUGUCGGACAGCGUCUCCUCGCAGUUGGAUAAAGCGUCCAUCAUGAGGCUGUCGCUCAGCAUGUUGAAGAUCUAUAAUAUGCUGGGAGCUGUUAAUAGUUGCACCAUCAACAAUGAAAUUGAUAUCAAACCAUUUAUGGAGAAGAAGAUCAAAGAAAACACAUAUGAUCACCUGCAUCAGAAAGCUCUGGAAGGAUUUGCUUAUAUCCUGGCUGAGGAGGGGGACAUUGUCUACCUCACAGAGAAUGUGUCCAAGUUUCUAGGGCUGCCACAGAUGGAAUUGAUGGGACAGAGCAUCUACGACUUCACCCAUCCUUGCGACCAUGAUGAGAUCAAGGAGAUGCUGACCACAAGACAGAAUCCCCAACAGUCCCCAAUAUCAAAUACAAAGAACUUCUUCAUCCGUGUCAAAUGUACGCUAACAUCCAAGGGCAGAAAUGUCAAUCUCAAAUCUGCUACUUACAAGGUCUUUAGGUGUUCGGGCCGUCUACUUACCAAGAACAGUAAUGGAUUCAGUGACAGUAAUGUUGAUCCGUCAGGCAAUCCAAGUCCAUUCCAUUACCUUGUGGGCAUUGCAGAGCCCAUACCUCACCCUAGCAAUAUCGAAGUACCAUUGGACAGCAGCACUUUCCUCUCCAAGCACAGCAUGGACAUGCGUUUUGUCUUUUGUGAUAACAGAAUCAAGGAGCUGGCAGGUUACACUUGUGAAGAGAUGAUUGGCCAGUCUUUCUAUGGGUUCCAUCAUGGGCUGGAUUCUGAUGUCAUAGAUAAAGCUUUUAAAGACUUGUUCGCUAAAGGACAAGUAGUAACUGGCUUCUACCGGUUUCUGGUUCGAACCGGUGGUUACAUGUGGGUUGUCACCCAGGCAACUGUUAUCAACAACAGCCGCACCCAGAAGCCACAGUCGGUGGUUUGUGUUCAUUAUAUAUUGAGUGGCGUAGAAGACCCUAGGAGCAUUCUCUCCCAUGUACAGAGCCCGGUGCCAGAAAUAGAUUUGUCUGCCCUUAUACCUCUAAAGGUCGAACUAAGCACAGAGAAUAUUUUUGCUCCAAGGGUCAAGGACAUGGACAAAGGAUAUUUUCUACCGCCAGAGAUGAAUAGUUCUAUUAUGUUCCGAAAUGAUGAAACACAAGAUCUGUCCUACCUGGCACCCAGUGCAGGGGGUGAGAGUAUACCGCUGGCUUUUGACAGUUGCCUUGGACAUAAUA
Candidula unifasciata is the source of this 1354-nucleotide messenger RNA. The record is from the annotation of a GenBank genome assembly. Lineage: Eukaryota; Metazoa; Mollusca; Gastropoda; Stylommatophora; Geomitridae.